This is a messenger RNA of Trametes versicolor FP-101664 SS1, 915 nucleotides long. RefSeq lists its product as uncharacterized. The transcript is spliced from 3 exons. NCBI's taxonomy places the organism in Eukaryota, Fungi, Basidiomycota, Agaricomycetes, Polyporales, Polyporaceae. The coding region runs from base 1 to 915 and encodes 304 amino acids. The record is from RefSeq and is a predicted model, not a curated record.
AUGGACGACGCGUUCCUGCACGCGGUCGUGCGUCCGUGCAUGGGCGACAUCGAGCCGCGCGCGGCGCUCCGCUGUCUCGACCGCAUCCUGCUCCGGCGCGCCCCACGCGUGAUCUACGGGCUGCCGUACUGGGAGCUCGGCGCGCUCGACGCGGGAGACAAGGGUACGGUGACGCUCAUGCACCUCCUCCUAGACGUGCUUCACCGGCUGAACCAAGACGAGGCGGAGGACGAGGCGGAUGAGCCGCGCCAACACCUAUUGACGACCAUGCACCGGUUGGUCCGUGCCAUUCCGGGACUCACAGGGAGCUCGUCGUCGAUUGAUCCUGCCACUCAUGCGCUGCUGGGACGGACGUUUGAGGUCCUCGCGGGUGUCAUAAAUCCUGGGGAAUCUCGGCUUCCACCGACGAAUUUUGUGCGCGAACGCGCGUUCCACUUGAUGUUCAAGCUCUUCCCCCGUUUCCAAGCUGUGGGUCCAACAUCCAUUGUGGCAUUCUGCGCAUACAGCAAGAAGAUGCGGGCCGACAACUCGCCCUACCGGUUCGUGCAGGCCAGCUGCAUGGUCAUCCGGGCAUCUGCUACGCUCGCGCACGGAGUAAUAGGAAGCGGGUCUACCACGGUGGCUCCCGACAUCAUCCACAAGCUAACUCCUUACGCCCUGGACGAUCCGCACACAGCGCCCGCCUCUAGGGCGAGUACUUUGUCGCUUUUGUAUUCCGAGCCGAUGGCCAAUGGCGGUACGCUACCCGGGGUAGGCUCUGAAAACGGAUCUGGCAGGGACGAGUACACGUCCAUCCGGCCUGCGGUAAUUGGUGCCCUGCUCGACCUGGAAGACUUCUUCUCAAUCCCUGUCGCGCGCGCGGCGGAUUGCCGGCCUACUAUGGCCAUGCUCGCAGAAUGCGCCGAGGCGGAAUGA